This is a messenger RNA of Strongylocentrotus purpuratus (purple sea urchin), 4830 nucleotides long. Its product is annotated as disintegrin and metalloproteinase domain-containing protein 10. The transcript has 14 exons. Gene Ontology annotation, biological process: membrane protein ectodomain proteolysis; Notch signaling pathway. The record is from RefSeq and is a predicted model, not a curated record. Gene Ontology annotation, molecular function: metalloendopeptidase activity. Gene Ontology annotation, cellular component: plasma membrane. Bases 157 to 2439 code for a protein of 760 amino acids. Lineage: Eukaryota; Metazoa; Echinodermata; Echinoidea; Camarodonta; Strongylocentrotidae.
AAUACCACUGUACUACCAGGGCGUUCACUUGCACUGCCACUGUCGCCGUUAAUCCGCUGUGCAACUUUGCUGUUAUACGGCAUUGUGUAAUUGGCUUCAUUUCAAAGUUGCAAUAUUUCAGUCAAGUAAAUAAUAUAAAGAAAAGCUGAAUUGAUCAUGAUGGAUGUGAAGAUGAUCAGACUGAAACUCUACCAAUCUACGAUAUGGACAUUAUUCAUGGCAAUUUGUUUAUCAGAAGCCGUCAAAUUGAAUGAUCAGAUCCUUCACUAUGAGGGUUUGGAUUAUGACACUACACACAUCAACCUACAGCAUAGGAGAGUAGCUAGGUCAACAGACUCUCAACAGAGAGUGGAAAUCAAGUUCAAUGCACAUGGAAGAGAUUUUCAUUUAAGGUUGAAGAGGGAUGUCAACACUUUUUCAAAGGAGUUUCGAGUUGUGACAUCACAAGGAGAAAUCCCCAUGUCAUUUGAAGAUGCCCCUAUGUACAUUGGAGAACUAGUUGAUGAAUCUGGUACAUACUGCCAUGGCUCUGUGAGGGAAGGGCAGUUUGAAGGGCAUAUCCUUAUCCCCAAAUCCCAAGAGUCUUAUUCCGUGGAGCCAUCGAGUCGUUACCUGGAGGAUCCAGACUUCCAUUCCAUCAUCUAUAAAGACGAAGAUGUUGUCCUACCAGAUGAACCCAAGAUGGAGGAUGAGGGUCAGGGAAGUUGUGGAGUCAAAGGCGAGAUCAAGAAAAGAAUGGAUAAAAAACUAAAGAAUAUGAGACACUCUGAAGCCGAUGCUGAUGAUGUAACUUUCCGUAAGAAGAGACAGACGAUAGAUGUGGACAAGCAAACGUGUUCUCUCUACAUCCAAACUGAUCAUACGUUCUAUGAGAGACACGGAUCUGUCAGUGCAGUUGUAACCCAGAUAGGUCAGCAUGUGCAAUCAGCAAGUUUUAUCUAUGAAAACACUGAUUUUGGUAACUACCGAAACAUCUCCUUCGCUGUGCAAAGGAUGAGGGUAUGGACUCCGGAUGAUAUUGGGAGACUUACAUACCUCUUUGGUAACAACUACAUUGGUGUGGAAAAGUUCCUUGACCUAGCUUCAACAGGAAACUUCAAUGAGUACUGCCUCGCCUACACGUUCGCAAACCGUGAUUUUGCUAAUGGAGUUCUCGGCUUGGCAUGGAUUGCGAGUAUUACAAGGAGAAGCAAUGGUGGUUUAUGUGACAAGCAAACCUCAAACGGUCAAACGCUGAACACAGGAAUCGUGACAACAAACAAUUAUGAGGCUAAUGUACCCCCUCUUAUCUCUCAUCUUACUUUUGCCCAUGAGAUUGGACAUAGCUUUGGCUCUCAGCAUGACCCAGCCACUGAUUCAUGUUCACCCGGUGGUAGUAUCGGUAACUACAUCAUGUUCUCCCACUCCUCGGACGGUAACCUCAUCAACAAUCAGAGAUUCUCUCCUUGUAGUGUGUCUGCCAUCUCUACAACACUCGGCACCGUCUUCCAGGAAAUCAGCAAAACAAACUGCUUCAAAUCUAAAGCAGACAUCACCUUCUGUGGUAACGGUAUCACCGAGGAAGGAGAAGAGUGUGACUGUGGAUACGAGGAGGAAUGUACACACAGCUGCUGUAUACCCCAGAAUUCAGACUUCACACAGGUCAAUGCUUGCAAGCUAGCUGCCGGUGUAGAAUGCAGCCCAACCCAGGGUACAUGUUGCGAUGCGAGCACCUGUUCCUACAAAGCAAGCAGUGCACAAUGUGAACAGAGCGAUGAAUGUCAUGGAAAGGCCUUCUGUCCUGGAGACUCAUCGGUGUGUCCUGACCCCACUCCUGAGGCAGAUCUGACCCGAUGCGAUGGGGGAAGAAAGCUCUGCAGAGAUGGGGAAUGUACAGAGUCUGUGUGUCUACUUCAAAAUCGUAGGGAAUGCCAGUGUACAGAUGAGGUUGAGCUUUGUGAUUUGUGCUGCCUGGACGACAGAACUAAUCUUUGUCUGAGUUCAUAUAGACUAGGUCUACCUCCAGGCCAGUCGACGCCAUUGAAGGCAGAUACCGGCUCAACGUGUGGUGAUUAUAUGGGAUACUGUGACGGUUUCAGUGAAUGCAGGCAGGUAGAUGAAGACGGUCCUCUGGCUAGCAUCAUCAGAAAGAUCUUCUACAGUGAAGAACCUCAACUCACCGACGCUAUCAUGGCAUGGAUAACGGAGUUCUGGUACGUCCCCCUGAUCAUCGGCAUCGCGAUCAUUGUCCUGAUGAUCCUCAUCGUUGUCCUCUGUAACCGAGUCAUCCCGACCGAUAAUCCGUGGGACCAGGAGGUCGAAAAGUUCAAGAAACGUUCCAGCGUCUACGUCAAGCUGCAACGCAAGCGUUACCGUGGCAGCAUGGCUCCGGGGAUGCACCCCACCCCCGUUGAAUCGCAUCCUGAUUAUACUAUAGAGGACAGGGCUACCCCAUUCUAGCUCUUUCGUUUGUUUUCUGUAGAAUAUCUGCUAGUUAGCAUACAAGGUGUGUGAACAUAAUAAUAUAGUGUCCUAUGCUAUCCUAGCUUUAAAAAGAUAGUGUUUAGGUUUUUUUUUAACAUGAUGUGCUUGUGAUGAGAUUGGACAUUUCAUGCUCUUAUCAACUGAACGAGAUAGAUUGUCGUGCUGAAAUUAGAAUUAAUAUUGAGUGGUAAUUGCUUUCCCUUUCUCCCAGUUAGUAUGGAAUAGAUCUUGUCAGUACUUUAGUAUUUAUUGGUAGAAUCAAUGAAGUGUUUGGCUUCAUUCUCGAGGUAACUGGUUGAUUGAAAUUUGCGUAGGACAUCCAAGUCAGUGCUUGAACAUAAAGUACUCCAUUUGGUGUGGAUAAGCUGUAUAUCUAACACAGCCAGUGUUCUUGAAAUCAGAAAGAGGUGACCUUAUAGUCGGAGAAGCAUGAUUUGUCAAACGUAACUGUAUCAAUGAUGUAUUCUAGGUGAAAUAUGGAUAUAUUUACUGCCUUUAAACACUUGUAUUUAUUGACUUCAUUUUGCAAAAGCCAAGGCUAUUGUAGUUUGGAAAUUGGCCAGUUCAAUUCUCAUAGAUGUAUAACAAUUAUGUAUGCUCAAUAUUAGUUUAGAAGGGCUUUCAAUACAAAAUAUUUAUACAAAAAAAAAAAAAAAAAUCAGUAUUUUUAGGAUGUUUAUAACAGAGGGAAAACAUGUGUGAAUCAAUUGUGCUAACAAGUAUUGAAGAGAAAUUAAAGUAUUUAGAAAACUUAUCAAAAUGGUUGAAAUAGGUAUGCUAACAUUUUCAAGGGCAGAAGUAAAUUGAUGUUACUUUUUUGCUACGCCACUGUGAGGAGCACAUUUUCGUAAUGUUUUUGUAAGGAUAAGGAUAUAAUAUUUUAUAUAACGAUAGUGCCUUCAUGAAUGUCUCUCUGCAUUAAUAACAGGCUGAAGCAAUGGGUAGAACCAGGAGGUAUUUAUUACACCAAUGCAAUAGACGAGGAGACAUUAUUUCUUUAGAUCAGCUGAAAGAGUAUAGUUAUAUACUUGUGCUAUUUAAUAGUUGCAAAUAUUUUCAUGCAAUUACCAUGUACAUUUUUGAACAUUACUAUUGUAUCUGAAUGUAGUGGUUCUCUAGUACUAACAAAUAUACUUCUAUCAUAUAGGAUUGUCUUUGUGUAAGCCAUACCUGGUAUAUGAAAUGGAAUGAAAUGUUGACUGUUAGUGAUGAUUAUGAACUUUUUUUCAUAAAAAGUUCAAACCAGCUGCAAGAAUUAGCUGCUAUAUUAUUAGCCCUAAACUUCUCCUAUUUGUUUAUAAUGGCUGAUUUUAUUUUGCAACAAGAAACUUUAAAAAAAUGGAACAUUUCAAUGUUAUCAUUCAUCAAUGUCAUGGCUUGAAGCUGUCGCAAAUUUAGGCUACUUGCUUAAUUGUGAAACUCUCUUGCAAUCUAUUUUUUUUUCCUUGGGGGGGGGGGGGUAUUAUACAGUAAUUCAUCUCUAUGUUCUCUUAGGUAUAUCAAUCCACACUAUACAAACAAGGCUGAACAAAAGUACUAGUGAUAUUUAGAUUCUAGAAUAGAUUAGAGAUGCUGAACAUUAAAAAAAAUCCUAUAUUAUAAAUUAUUGUUCAUUUAUCAUUUAUAACUUUAUAUUUACAUCACUUUUUGUAUUUUGCUUUAGAACAUGUGCAGCAAUAUCCUUGCUUAUGGCAAGGGGUUUAACGUACCUGUAUCUUCUAUAAUUCUCUGCCAUUAUGUUGUAUUUCUCAAGCAGUACUGGGAUGGAUUUGAGAAAUGUGAAAUUUUUGAAAAAACUUAAUUAAUAAAUUAAUUAUUCUUUUUUAUUGAUGGGUUAUACAAUGUACAUGUAAGUACUCAACCUAGGUAAGUGAAAGAAAUAUAACUUUGUAUAUUUGUAGGAAAUUGUAUAUAUUAUAACUAUAAAAAAAUAGUUAAAUGGAAACAACUGAUCAAAGUAUUAAUAUAUACUUGACUGAAGUGUUAACAAAAUUGUCUUUCAUACUACAGCAAAAAAUACAAUUUAGAUGGAUUUGACACAUGCAUGUGCCUUCAACACAAUUUAAAUUGUAGGCCUACUGUGCACUUUGUAAGAUGAACAUUUUUAUGGACUAUAAAUAUAUACCUGUAUAGAUAAUUAUCAUAAACUAGUGAUCUUUCAUGUGAACUGUAGUUUUUUCCUAUUUCAAAAUAUCAUGGUGUAAUUAUUUUUCUAACUUUCCAAGUUGAUAUAUAUUUAUAUAUUAUUCAUGUCUUUCAGAUAAUAAUCUUCUUUUAUAAUAAUCUUGUAUUGAGUAAUUUCUUGCUUUGAUCAAGCAGUGUACUUAAAAAUAAUAAAUGAUUGACCUUUUUGGAUUUACAGAAAAA